UGGAAAAGGAGAGGCGCAUGACGAAAGUCAACUUGACUCAAGUGACAAAAUUUCGCAUUAUAAAAUCCAAAUCGCUUCGUUAAAAUCCCUUUUAACCCCUCGCUGCGUUUCUUCAAAUCGCUUCUUCUCUACGCGGAUUUAUCUUCGUUUCACCAUGACUCGUGGAAGUCAGAGAGAGCGUGACCGUGAAAGAGCCGCGGCUCGUGCUGGAGGAAAAGGAAAGAAUGCUGACGACGGACUUACGCCGGAGCAACGCCGUGAAAGAGAUGGAAAGGCGUUGCAAGAGAAGGCGGCAAAGAAGGCUGCUCAAGCUGCAGCUGCGAGUUCUGGCGGAGGAGCAGGAGGCAAAGGAGCUGCUAAGAAGUGAUGAUUCCUUGGUUUGUCGUCUGGGGAAAAUUGUAGACUUUUACAGUUUUUUAUUCUCUCAAAAACGUUUGAAAUUGGGUUAACUUAGACUUAGACUAGAGCUUUGCUCUUGUCUGCAUAAUCCCAUUUUACUUGUCUCUGUGUUGAAGUUGCAAGUUUGAUACUUGGUGAAAUCUUAUUUGGUUCUGUUAUGAAGUAAUCUUGCAAAUUGCAAUUUAACUGCCCCUUUUGGUAGACAUUGUAGUUCUUGUUAUUCUGGAGUGUUUGAAAUUGGGUUAACGUAGACUUGGAGGGUUAUGAAGGCUUUGCUCUUGUCGGAGUCCCCAAUAUACAGUCUCUGUGUUGAAGUUGCAAAUUUGAUGCUUAUGAUGAAAUCUUAUUUGUUUUUUCUCUGA
Messenger RNA from Thlaspi arvense, 761 nucleotides. Lineage: Eukaryota; Viridiplantae; Streptophyta; Magnoliopsida; Brassicales; Brassicaceae. The record is from the annotation of a GenBank genome assembly.